AUGGGGGCAUCCAAGGGGUCACGUGGCCUCCCCGAGGGGGCGGGGCUUCGGGGGGGGGGCGGGGCUGACCACGUCCUGUCCUCUCAUUGGCAGCUCCUGGACCUGCCCCCGGCCCCGCCCACCUCCGCCCUCCACGUCCGGGUCACGUGGGCGCCGGGCCCCGCCUCCGCCGAGCUCACCCUCCAAUCAGGCGAGAAAGAGGCCUGGUGGCAGCAGCCAAUCGCAGCGCGGGAGCUGUUCUGGCCGGAAGUGGGCGUGGCCGAGGCGGGGCUGCUGCAGGAGCAGGCUCAAUGGUGCCGGGAGCUGCGGGAGCUGGAGCCCCACAGCAGGGGCUGCCUGCUGGCCCUGGCGCUGCUGCUCUGGGCCCUGGAGCCGCUGGAGCAUGAGGAGGAGGCGCGGAGCUGCCUGAAGGAGCUGCAGGCAGCGGACCCGCUGAGGCGGGGCUUCGUCAGCGAUGCCGCGUCCCGAUUGGAGGUGGCGGCGGCGCUGCUGCGCAGGGGGGCGGGGCCUGACGGGGAGCUCCGCCUCCGAGGGAAGGCGCUGACGUCACUUCCGCUGCUGGAGCACCUGACCCUGGUGCCCCACCUGGACCUGGCCCACAACGGCCUCGGGGGGCUCCCGGCAGCCAUGGGGGCCCUGCGGCGCCUCAAGGUCUAG
Molecule: messenger RNA, 657 nt
Organism: Pezoporus flaviventris
Lineage: Eukaryota; Metazoa; Chordata; Aves; Psittaciformes; Psittacidae
Product: geranylgeranyl transferase type-2 subunit alpha-like
Exons: 7
Coding region: 1-657 (218 amino acids)
Source: RefSeq, a predicted model, not a curated record